Psylliodes chrysocephalus is the source of this 1536-nucleotide messenger RNA. Lineage: Eukaryota; Metazoa; Arthropoda; Insecta; Coleoptera; Chrysomelidae. The record is from the annotation of a GenBank genome assembly.
UGUCAAAGUUUCCUCCAUGUGUCAAAGUCAAAGCUGUAAUGGAGAUAUCCAUAAUGAUUUUUUAAAUUAGUAAUAAGAUAUACAUAUUUAACACGUAUACAAUCUAAAAAGAAAUCGGGAAAUGAUGCAGUUUAUGUUACUAUUUAGCAGACAAGGCAAAUUAAGGUUACAGAAAUGGUAUGUGGCUCAUCCAGAUAAACUCAAGAAAAAAAUUACUAGGGAAUUAAUCACUACAAUUCUAGCUAGAAAACCAAAAAUGUGCAGUUUUUUAGAAUGGAGAGACUUAAAAAUCGUUUACAAAAGGUAUGCUAGCUUGUAUUUCUGCUGUGCUAUUGAACAGUGCGACAAUGAAUUGUUAACUUUGGAAAUCAUUCAUCGUUAUGUUGAACUUCUUGACAAGUACUUUGGCAGUGUAUGUGAGCUGGAUAUAAUUUUCAACUUUGAAAAGGCAUAUUUUAUAUUGGAUGAGCUAAUGCUUGGUGGUGAGGUGCAGGAGACUAGCAAGAAAAAUGUAUUGAAAGCCAUUGCCGCCCAGGAUCUUUUACAAGAGGACGAAGCUGUAGAAGGCGCUUUAAGGGAUAUCGGUUUGCUGUAAGAACAAAUUCAACUUGCCAUAAUCGGACCAGUGAUAUAAAAAAAUGCAUUGAACUUUAUAUUAUGUAACUGGAAAAUACUCCUAUAUUUUAUGAAUAAGCUGAGACAGAAGCAAAUCAACCGAUAUAACCUACUAUUGUAUUCUUUCUAUUUCUAUCACGCUCUUUAUUUUAAAUAAUAAAUGAUGCAGAUUCGAGUCAUUUAAAGUUAGCGUGAAAGAGAAAUGGGAAUAUAUCAGAACGGUAGGUUGUAUACGUUGCAAAUAUGUGAUACUCGCUUUCCAGUUAUGAUAGUAACGGUAGUUCAAUGAAAAAAUUUAUUUAAAAAAGUCAUUCCUAUAUUUUAUUUAUAUUUUAUACAUUGUUUUGAGAAGAUUUAAAUGUUUAUAUUUUAUAUAUUUAAAAGACAUAAUAAUAGUUUAUACGUUAUAUGUACUUUUUAACGACUUUUCUAUGCAGUGGGUGUGACUAAUUGAGCCAUACUUGAGUACAAAUUAUACAAAAAUAGUCUUAAUUUUUCUUGUUUUGUUGUAAUUACUAUUUCUAGCCUUAAUAUUCUUCUAUUAAGCACAAACAUCAGUGUAAAAUUAGAUAUAUAUUUCAAAUAUAUUAGUGCCAAAUUAUGUUUCCUAAAUGAUAUUUAUUUGAUAGAUACAAUAUAAAAUAUAUAAUUAGUUCGUUCGGAAGUUAAAGUUACAUUCCCUAUAUACAGGGUGUUUCAUAAUAUAUGCGCAGGACUUCAGGACGUGAUAGCUCGUCCAAAAAUAUGAAAAAACGUUUCUAUUAAUUUACCCUCUAAAAUGCACCAUUUUCGAGAUACAGGGUGUUGAAAUUGAAAAAAAAAUUUCUACGCCACUGGAAAAAGUACGGUUUUGAGACGCCCAUUUGAACCGUCAAUGUUUUCUACACAAAAAAGGUACUCUUGGUCAUACGCUCUAAAGUC